Molecule: messenger RNA, 2278 nt
Organism: Triplophysa rosa
Lineage: Eukaryota; Metazoa; Chordata; Actinopteri; Cypriniformes; Nemacheilidae
Gene: spata1
Product: spermatogenesis associated 1
Exons: 12
Coding region: 129-1508 (459 amino acids)
Source: RefSeq, a predicted model, not a curated record
GAGUGAAACGGUUGUGGCUACAAACAGAUGCAAGUAACACGAGUAGUGCCGCCGAGUGCGGAGACCUUUCUUACAGGGUCUUUGGUCUCCGACGAAAAAAACCUUCGAGAACUAAAAGCAAUGUCACCAUGAGCGGCUUUACCGGCAGGAGAAAUAAAACCACACAGGGAGUGGAGCUGCAUGUGUUUUAUGUACCCGAAGAUCAGUUUGAUCGAAGGCUGAAUAAAGUGUCGGCUGAUGCGGUGAACGCUUUCAUAUCAGCAGGAUUUAUCAGGAUUGAUUCUGAUAUAACACUGUCUGAUCUCAGAGCUGAUCUUGGAUCAUUUCUCGGGCUGGACAGGAUCGCUGAUAAAUAUGUGUUUUUAAAAUGUGUCGGCAGAAGUCUGGCUCUGGUUAAAUUCAGACAAGAAGGAGAACUGACAGUAAAAUCAUUUGCUCCACCGUUUGCUCCUUUUCCUGAACUCUAUCUUCUGCCGGUGGGUGAAAAUGACAGUGGUCUUUGCUCUAGCUCACUGACUCCUGAUACUUUAGUCAGCAGCACUGACCAUCACAGUCAAGAUUUACUCAGACCCACAUGUGCACCUGGCCAGAGUAAAGAGCCCAUUAAAUUCCCUUCAAUCAACAAGAGAGCUCAACAGUCUGUCCUCACGCUGGCGGAAGAGAAGAACGAGAGCGACGAAGACACACGUCAUCUGACAUACAGUUCACAAGAUCAGAUGGAGCCUGAGGCCAAACAGUCUGAAAGGCAUAUUGCUAAACAGGAUGUUUAUUCUCAAGUAACAAUGGAUACGGUCACAAAAACAAAACACAGCUUUAAAAGAACUUCCAGUGGAGAUCCAGGGUUAUUUGUGGAUGCUGACCCCUCUCCUGUAUUGGUUAGGAAAUUCAAUACCUCAAUGACAUUGAAAUCAAGCGGAGAAAAAUCUGAUCAUGUGGUUCCUGUGAGCAGACCAAACUCUCCACUCCCCACAGUGUGUUGUUCUCAGCUGUCUCUUUACUCUCUAGAACUUUAUACACAACAAACAACCACAUGUGACGAGUUAAUAAAGGAAAUCAAGCGACUGAAAGAACAGAGAAAACAGCUUGAACAAACCAGACAUGAGCUUUUGAAAAAGGGAAGAGAGCUUCUAGCCCUUAACAGACACCGCAGGAAUCAAGCACGUGACAAAUGGAAAAGGAAAUAUUUUGACACUAAGAAGGCCACAGUUCAACACGAAAACACUCUCAGGAGUGUUAGACAGGAACUUCACACUUUUUAUUGUAAAAUGCUACGGCAACUCCAAGCCCGAGAAAGUACAAGACGUCAAACACAAGCUGGAAAACUGUCAAGCACAAAGAAUGAUCGGAUAAUCCAGAUUAUGACGGAGAGCUGUGAAAUUGAUAAUCUGAGGAAAAAUGUGGAUGAUGCAAAAAUGAAACUGGCCACAGAGAUCAAGCUGAGAAAUCAAGCAUCUACAGAACUGCAGGCACUGAGGACAGAGCUGAUGCAGAAGAGAUCUCAGAUGUGAACAUGAAUCUGAUGUCCUAAAUUGCCAUUUUAAUAGACAUUAUAUAAAUUGUGAUUUGACUUGAUGCUAAAAUAUUGAAGUAUUCAUUAAGUAUCAAAAUAAAUAUUUUAAGUAUUUUAAAGGUGAAAUGUGAGUGCUUUUCUUUGUUUAAAGGGGUGAUAUGACAGGGCUAAAACUAAUAUUAUGGUUUGUUUUAGAUGUAAUGCAAUGUGUAUACACGAUUUAAGGUUUAAAACGUUGUAUUUUCCACAUACCGUGCAUGUUUGUAUCUCCUCUUUGUCCCGCCUCUCUGAAUCGCGCAGAUUUUUUACAAAGCUCAUGGCUCUGAAAAGCGAGGUGUGCUAUGAUUGGCCAGUUAACCAGUGCGUAGUGAUUGGUCAAAUACUGCAAGCGUGUGACGGAAGUGUAACGCCUCUUACCAUAUUUGGAACAUCAGGUUCCUCUUCAAUUGUACUCACAGGUAUGCCCACCUCACUUGCGUAUACAUUUGGGCGGUCUUAGUCAAAUCAUACCACGAACUGACGUAGAUUUGUGGGGGUGUGGUUACACGAUGCGUUUCAGGCAGGUCUGGGUGAGCAUUCGCUUUUAGAUAGAAUGCAUCUUUUGUUCCCACACUUUCAUUUUUGCAAUUUCACGUGUCUAAUACAUGCAUGGGCAACUUAUAACACGCGCCAUAUGACCCCUUUAAAUGUUUUUGGAUGGUGUAGAGAUGGGGGAGACAUCAUUAUUUUGUUUUGUGUUUUUAUAAGUGUUUGUAUAGCAACAUGUAC